Messenger RNA from Magnolia sinica, 6485 nucleotides. Its product is annotated as callose synthase 3-like. Gene Ontology annotation, molecular function: 1,3-beta-D-glucan synthase activity. The record is from RefSeq and is a predicted model, not a curated record. Gene Ontology annotation, cellular component: 1,3-beta-D-glucan synthase complex; plasma membrane. Bases 309 to 6269 code for a protein of 1986 amino acids. Gene Ontology annotation, biological process: (1->3)-beta-D-glucan biosynthetic process. The transcript is spliced from 42 exons. Lineage: Eukaryota; Viridiplantae; Streptophyta; Magnoliopsida; Magnoliales; Magnoliaceae.
CUCCUACCAGUUAGCUUAAAGCAGCAGCCAUCUCUCUCUGCAACAGAUCUCAAUCAUCACUCUCUCAUCUCCAAUGGCGAUUUCAUGAUUUCUACUCGUAUUAGCAUCUCUGCUCAGAAAUUUUAGAAGCAGAAUCCGUUUCUUCCCAGCUAAAGAUGCGAGAGUUCAAAAGCGCAAAGAGCUACUCAGAAACAGGCAAUCUUCUCUUUCUCUGAGAACAAUGAAGAAAAUCGGGUGAUUUUUAAUAUAUAUGUACAUAUUUUUGAAUUUGGGAAGAAGAAGAAGAAGAAGAAGUAGGGGUUAGGAGAAUGGCAACGAGACGGGGCCUGGAUCAUCAGCCGUCGCGGCGGCUUCAGCGGACGCAGACUGCAGGCGUUUUGGGGGAGUCCAUCUUCGACAGUGAGGUUGUCCCGUCUUCGCUUGUUGAGAUCGCUCCGAUCCUUCGUGUCGCCAACGAAGUCGAAUCCAGCAACCCUAGGGUUGCUUAUCUCUGUCGAUUCUAUGCCUUCGAGAAAGCUCACAGGUUGGAUCCCACGUCAAGUGGACGUGGUGUUCGACAAUUCAAAACUGCACUUCUACAGCGUCUUGAAAGGGAAAAUGAUCGAACGUUAUCGGGAAGGGCGAAACAAAGUGAUGCACGAGAAAUGCAGAGCUUCUAUCAUCAUUACUACAAGAAAUAUAUCCAAGCAUUGCAUACAGCUGCUGAUAAAGCUGAUCGUGCUCAGCUUACCAAAGCCUACCAAACUGCCUCUGUCCUGUUUGAUGUUUUGAAGGCUGUCAAUCUAACACAGGCUGUUGAGGUUGAUCAUGAGAUUUUGGAAGCUCAACAAAAAGUUGCUGAAAAGAAGGAGAUUUAUGUGCCUUACAAUAUUCUUCCUCUUGAUCCUGAUAGUGCAAAUCAGGCUAUUAUGCAAUAUCCUGAGAUUCAAGCUGCUGUUUUUGCAUUACGUAACACUAGGGGUCUUCCAUGGCACAAAGACCACAAGAAGAAGGUAGAUGAAGACCUCCUUGAUUGGCUUCAGGCUAUGUUUGGGUUUCAGAAGGACAAUGUCGCCAAUCAAAGGGAGCACUUGAUUUUGCUACUUGCAAAUGUUCAUAUACGGCAAUUUCCAAAGCCUGGUCAAGCACCAAAGUUGGAGGAGGCUGCACUGACGGAAGUCAUGAAGAAACUGUUCAAGAACUACAAGAGGUGGUGCAAGUACUUGGACCGCAAGAGUAGCCUUUGGUUGCCAACUAUUCAGCAAGAAGUGCAGCAACGCCAACUAUUAUAUAUGGGUUUAUAUCUUCUUAUAUGGGGUGAAGCAGCAAACUUGCGAUUCAUGCCAGAAUGUCUUUGCUAUAUCUAUCACCACAUGGCAUUCGAACUUUAUGGAAUGCUCGCUGGGAAUGUCAGUCCAAUGACUGGUGAAAAUGUCAAGCCAGCCUAUGGAGGCGAUGAUGAAGCUUUUCUAAGAAAAAUUGUCACUCCAAUUUAUAAAAUUAUAGCCAAGGAAGCUGUAAGGAGCAAAAAAGCAAGAUCAAAGCAUUCACAGUGGAGGAACUACGAUGAUAUAAAUGAAUACUUUUGGUCAGUCGAUUGUUUCCGCUUAGGUUGGCCGAUGCGGGCCGAUGCUGAUUUCUUUUGUCAGCCUCUGGAAGAGCUUCUUGCUGAUAAAAAUGGAGAUAUGCUUGAUAAUUUCCAGGAGAGCAGAACCCCUAACAGGGAUCGAUGGGUGGGCAAGGUUAAUUUUGUUGAGAUACGCUCAUUCUGGCACAUCUUUAGAAGUUUCGAUAGAAUGUGGAGCUUCUUUAUCUUGUGUUUGCAGGCAAUGAUUAUAAUUGCCUGGAAUGGGUCAGGUUCACCAAGUGCUGUGUUUGAAGGUGAUGUUUUCAAAAAGACGUUGAGCAUCUUUAUAACAGCUGCAGUAUUGAAGCUUGGACAAGCUGUCCUUGAUAUAAUCCUGAGCUGGAAAGCAAGGAGGAGCAUGUCAUUUCCGGUUAAGCUUAGAUAUAUCUUAAAGGUGGUUUCAUCUGCCGCAUGGGUGAUAGUUUUGCCAGUGACUUAUGCUUACACCUGGGAGAAUCCUUCUGGACUAGCAAUGACCAUAAAAAGAUGGAUUGGAAAUAGCAACAGUGCGCCUUCAUUAUACAUUUUGGCUGUUGUUAUUUACUUGUCGCCAAAUAUGCUCGCCAUCUUGUUGUUUCUGUUGCCCUUCUUAAGGCGCCAUCUUGAAAGGUCAAAUUACAGGAUCAUAACACUCAUGAUGUGGUGGUCUCAGCCUCGGCUUUAUGUAGGAAGGGGAAUGCAUGAGAGCACAUUCUCACUCUUCAAGUACACUAUGUUCUGGGUUCUUCUUUUAAUAACAAAGUUGGCAUUUAGUUACUACAUUGAGAUAAACCCGCUUGUGGGUCCAACAAAAAUCAUCAUGGAAAUUCCAAUAAGAAAUUUCCAAUGGCAUGAAUUCUUUCCACGAGCCAAGAACAAUCUAGGUGUUGUGAUAGCACUGUGGGCGCCUAUCAUUCUUGUUUAUUUUAUGGAUACCCAGAUUUGGUAUGCAAUUUUUUCCACGUUAUUUGGAGGUCUUUAUGGGGCUUUCCGUCGUCUUGGAGAGAUCCGAACAUUGGGGAUGUUAAGAUCAAGGUUUCUAUCAUUGCCGGGUGCUUUUAAUGCUGGUUUGAUUCCUCAAGAUAAGUCUGUGACUAAAAGGAAGGGGCUGAAGGCCACAUUAUCUCGCAAAUUUGAUGAGAUCCCGAGUGGUAAGGAGAAAGAGGCAGCGAAAUUUGCCCAACUAUGGAACAAAAUUAUCAGUAGUUUCAGAGAGGAAGAUCUAAUAAGUGACAGGGAAAUGGAUUUGUUGCUUGUUCCAUAUUGGGCAGAUCGAGAUUUAGACCUUAUCCAAUGGCCUCCAUUCUUACUUGCCAGCAAGAUCCCAAUCGCCUUAGAUAUGGCCAAGGAUAGCAAUGGUAAGGACCGUGAGCUGAAAAAGAGAAUCAAUUCAGAUAAGUAUAUGAGUUGUGCCAUCCGCGAGUGCUACGCAUCAUUUAGAAACAUUAUUAACUACUUAGUUGAAGGGCAACGUGAGAAAGAGGUCCUAAAAAUUAUGUUUGAUGAAGUUGAAAAGCACAUAAGGGACGGCAAUCUUAUAAGUGAAUUGAAUAUGAGUGCUCUUCCCAGUCUCCAUGACCACUUUGUUAAGCUGAUUCAAAUUUUGCUAGGGAAUAAACAAGAAGACAGGGAUCAGGUCAUCCUUCUAUUCCAGGAUAUGCUGGAGGUUGUGAAUAGAGACAUUAUGGAGGAACGGUUUACCAGUCUUUUAGAUUCAAGCCAUGGUGUGCCUUUCGGAAGGUAUGAGGGGAUGGCACCACUUGAUCAACAGUAUCAGUUGUUUGCAUCAUCUGGAGCAAUCAAGUUUCCAUUGACACAAUCAGAAGCUUGGAAAGAAAAGAUCAAAAGGUUACAACUGCUGCUCACUGUGAAGGAGUCUGCCAUGGAUGUGCCAUCCAAUCUAGAAGCCAGAAGACGGAUUUCGUUUUUCACAAAUUCUUUGUUUAUGGAUAUGCCAACAGCACCCAAAGUUCGAAACAUGCUUUCAUUCUCUGUUUUGACCCCCUACUAUAACGAGGAGGUUCUUUUCUCUCUUCGCGAGUUAGAAGAGCAGAACGAAGAUGGAGUUUCUAUUCUUUUUUACUUGCAGAAAAUCUACCCAGAUGAAUGGGCCAAUUUUCUUGAGCGCAUGGGCAAAACUGAAGAAGAACUCAGGAGAGAUGAGGAACUGGAAGAACUUCGUCUUUGGGCAUCAUAUAGAGGCCAAACUUUAACGAGAACUGUUAGGGGCAUGAUGUAUUACCGGAAAGCUUUGGAGCUUCAGGCUUUCCUAGAUAUGGCCAAAGAUGAAGAAAUAAUGGAUGGCUAUAAGGCAGCUGAGCUAACCUCAGAGGUUCAGGGGAAAAUGGAAAGAUCUUUGUGGGCGCAAUGUCAAGCUGUAGCUGAUAUGAAGUUCACAUAUGUGGUGUCAUGCCAACAAUACGGGAUUCAGAAACGAUCUGGUGAUGCUCGUGCCCAGGAUAUUCUGAGGCUUAUGACGACAUAUCCUUCUCUCCGCGUUGCUUAUAUUGACGAAGUUGAAGAAACUAUCAAGGAUAAAUCUAAAAAGGGGGAUGAGAAGGUGUAUUAUUCUGCUUUAGUGAAGGCUUCUAUGGGAAAGGCUGAGAAUCCUGAUGAGCCAGUGCAGAAUCUAGACCAGGUUAUUUAUCGGAUAAAGCUUCCGGGUCCUGCUAUUUUGGGUGAGGGAAAGCCAGAAAAUCAAAAUCAUGCCAUUAUUUUUACUCGUGGAGAAGGGUUGCAGACAAUUGAUAUGAAUCAGGAUAAUUACAUGGAAGAGGCCUUCAAAAUGAGGAACUUACUGCAGGAAUUUCUUAAGAAACAUGAUGGUGUGAGGCAUCCUUCAAUACUUGGGCUAAGGGAACAUAUAUUUACUGGCAGUGUUUCUUCUCUUGCAUGGUUUAUGUCAAAUCAAGAAACCAGUUUUGUAACUAUUGGGCAGAGAUUAUUGGCAAAUCCAUUGAAGGUCCGUUUUCACUAUGGCCAUCCAGACGUGUUUGAUAGACUAUUUCACCUCACGAGGGGUGGUGUGAGCAAGGCAUCGAAGGUCAUCAAUUUAAGUGAAGACAUAUUUGCAGGCAUGUUCAAAUUCAGUUUCUCUUGUUUUCAAGUUGGAAAAUUUUGUGUGAACUUCAUUGAAAUGUGUUAUGCUUCGUGUGGCUAUGGCAUGGCAGGUUUCAAUUCUACACUUCGUGAAGGAAAUGUAACUCAUCACGAAUACAUGCAAGUUGGCAAAGGGAGGGAUGUGGGUCUUAACCAGAUCUCACUAUUUGAGGCAAAGAUAGCCUAUGGCAAUGGUGAGCAGACAUUAAGUCGUGAUAUAUACAGGCUUGGACACCGUUUUGAUUUCUUCCGGAUGCUGUCAUGUUAUUUCACUACCAUCGGUUUCUACUUCAGCACCUUGGUGACUGUGCUCACAGUAUAUGUAUUUCUGUACGGUCGCCUUUAUCUUGCUCUCAGUGGACUUGAAAGAGAGCUGUCCCAACAAGCGGCAAUUCGAAACAACAAGCCUCUUCAAGUGGCUCUUGCUUCACAGUCUUUUGUGCAACUUGGGUUUUUGAUGUCCCUGCCCAUGAUGAUGGAGAUUGGCCUGGAAAGAGGAUUCCGCACCGCACUAAGUGACUUCAUACUGAUGCAAUUACAAUUGGCUCCUGUCUUCUUUACAUUUUCUCUUGGGACCAAGACCCAUUAUUAUGGAAGGACUUUGCUUCAUGGGGGCGCUGAAUAUAGAGGUACAGGUCGUGGAUUUGUGGUCUUCCAUGCCAAGUUUGCCGACAACUACAGGUUAUAUUCCCGCACCCACUUUGUGAAGGGAAUUGAGCUGAUGAUUCUGCUACUUGUGUACCAUAUCUUCGGUCACACAUAUAGAAAACCGGUUGCGUAUAUCUUGAUCACUUUUUCUGUAUGGUUCAUGGUGGGCGCGUGGCUUUUUGCUCCAUUCCUCUUCAAUCCUUCGGGUUUUGAGUGGCAAAAGAUUGUUGAUGAUUGGAGUGAUUGGAACAAAUGGAUAAGCAACCGGGGAGGAAUUGGUGUGCCUGCAGAAAAAAGUUGGGAAUCAUGGUGGGAGAGUGAGCAAUUGCAUCUUCGAGAUUCGGGACUGCGUGGGAUCAUCACAGAGAUCGUGUUGGCGUUGCGCUUCUUUAUCUACCAAUAUGGGCUUGUUUAUCACUUAAGUAUAACGAAACAGAAUAGAAGUGUUUUGGUCUAUGGCGUCUCAUGGCUCGUGAUCAUAGCAAUGUUACUUGUGAUGAAGACUGUGUCCGUGGGAAGGAGGAAAUUCAGUGCAAACUUUCAGCUUGUGUUCCGGUUAAUCAAAGGUCUUAUCUUCCUGACAUUUGUUUCCGUUCUGAUCACAUUGAUAGCGCUCCCCCAUAUGACGGCACGAGACAUCAUCGUAUGCAUUCUCGCAUUCAUGCCAAGUGGAUGGGGGUUGCUUCUGAUUGCCCAAGCCUGUAAGCCGGUUGUCCAAAAGGCUGGCUUAUGGGGGUCAGUUAGGGCACUAGCUCGAGGCUAUGAAAUCAUCAUGGGUUUGCUUCUGUUCACACCUGUUGCAUUCCUGGCAUGGUUCCCCUUUGUCUCGGAAUUUCAGACCCGUAUGCUGUUCAACCAAGCCUUCAGCAGAGGUCUUCAGAUCUCCCGUAUUCUUGGUGGACAGAAGAAGGACCGGGCGUCCAAUAACAAAGAGUAAAAACAGCCUACCCGAUUGGCCAUUUCAAAUAUGGUAAGGGAACUCCACCCAAUUUUCUCAAUGUAUCUGAUAAUAUCAUUAGGUCCCUCUACAAUUACCUGUUCAUAUAGACAUUUGUAUUUGUAUUUAUAACAGAUACCAUAGUUUGAGAGAGAAUUGGGUAGUGCUUGUUUAUGAAAUUUAACUCCAUUACCCAUAUCUCAGAUUGAUUUUCAA